UCACUUGCUUUUCAAAAUGUUUGAAUCACAAAUUCAUCCGGAGGCUUGACUCACCUUCCAUCGCUGAUCGCUGAAUGCUGAUAUGAACUACUCUAAUACUGACUACUUUAUCAGUUCCUACUAGAUUGAUGUUUUUUAAUCAUGGUAGCGCAACCAAUUUAUUCAGUUCCUGCGGGGUGACUUUUCCUAUUUCUGGUUGAGUUGUACAGCUCCCAGUAGCAAACUAGAGUUGCAGAGGAUCCAAUUUGUUAUUUGCGACCUGCUAUUAACUCUUUGCUUCUUCCGAGUGCAACCAAGCAUUGGAUGAAACUGAGCAUGUUUCUUACAGUAAUAAGAACAUUUAGUCCAGUGGCACAUGUCAGGAAAUAAGGAGGACAAAAAAAGUAGUCCAUUGAAAACUUGUAUUUUUGCGAAGAAUAUUGUAUACAAAGAGGUACUAACCAAGGUUUUGGGAUUCGGACAGAAUGGGCCGAAUUUCACCGAAUUUCGCCCAGUUUGGUUAGGCCCGAGACAAAAAUAAACAGGCCAAAAAAAUUCGGCCCAAUUUGAAUUUGUAGCCCAGCCCAAGAUCCAUUACAGCCCACAAAUACCUCUUCUCACCAUAGUCACAGAAUUCGGGGUCGAUGCCGCGAUCCGUGACCCCGGAUCGUCGUCCCAAUUCGCGGGUCGGGGACGACAGGGGUCGACGUCCCGAUUCAGGAUGGGUCGCCACCCCGUCACCGCAGGGUCUCAAAUGGGACGAGAUGCAGACGAAGAAGAAGGUAGGCUUACCAGACACGCCGCAGCCGUAUCGUCCGCCGCGCCGGCCGCCGUCCCCCGCCUACUCACGCGCCGGCCGUUGGCCUUCGCCGCGCCCACGCCGGCAGUCACCGCCUCCUCCCGCGCCGUCCGCUGGCCGCCAUCCUCCGCCGCACGCACCGGCCGCCGGCCUCCACCGCGCGCUGUCCUCCGGCCGCCGGCCUCCGCCCUGUGCAUGCACCGGCUUCUCCAUCCGCUGUCCACCGCCCUAAAGCGCCGUCGGGAGAGAGGAGAUUGGGAGGCUGGGGGAAGAGAGAAGCGCACGGGAUCUCAGUGCGGCUAGGAGAACGCCAGGGGAAGAGAUAAAAGAGAGAGAGAGGAGGGGAUGAAUUGGGCUGGGCUGUUAAUGGGCUGAGAGGAGGGGAGGAGUUGGGCUGGACUGUUGUAUGUGCUGAAAGAGGAGGAGAGGAGGGGGAGUAUUUCAAUUGAUAGGGUUCGCGACUCUCGGCUCUUAGGACCGUCCCAGGGUCAUCGACCCAUUAGCCACGGAUUCACGGACCAAAAUUCGGGUUCUCGUUCCAAAGAGAUAUACCCCCCUCGUACCACAAUUUUACAAAGUCUCGACCCUCGUUCCUCGAUCCCGUUCCUCGGCCGGUUCGACCCGGGAACUUUGUGACUAUGUUUCUCACUAUAAAACUCGGGACUCCAACCUGAAACUAUAGAAAUUUCAUUUUACUCCACCCCCUCUCCCUGCUGGCGGCUGCCACCAACAGGCCGCGGAGGCGUUGUCAAGCCAGGAGCGGAAGAGGGUUUCCCCGUCAACCUCCUCGCAGAUCUGCUCAUCUCCUUCCUGGUUCGUCCCAUUCCCGUCCAUCUCUCCAUUCAAAUCUGCAGCUCGUAGGUGGCCCUGCUCCUGGAGGCAUCACGAAGUCAGUUGGUCAGUGGCCGUGUACACAGCGGGUUGGUCGGCAGCAGCGGCAGCGCCGGCGGUCAAGGCGUCGAACACGUCGGAGUUGGUCACGAUGCGCCGGCAAGAGCUGCAGCACCUCGGCUGGAAGCAUCACGUGAGGGUAGCAAAGUCAUACUUGUGUUGUUUGAUUCUUUUGCUUUGUUUGGUUGCAAGCAGCACGUGUGUUGAUUCAUGGUAAAAUUAUGAGCGUGCAGAGUAUUUGUAGAAAUCGAUAUCAAUGGCUUCAUGAAUACUUGUGUUGUUUGAUCCUUUUCAUGUGUUGAUUGGUUGCAAACACUUCACAGAUAAAUAAAAUGUUAUGUAUGUUCUGAUUUUAUCUUGUAUGGCUUACAAAAAAUUCAGACUAGUUAGAUUGAUCUGUAAGUCAGACUACCAAAAAAAUAGUCUUGAUCCAUUUAAAGGUCAUUUGGAAUCUAUUACAGAAUUCUAUUCUGUAAGGGAGUAGUUUGUUUUUGACUAGGACAGGUCUGUCUGGUCUCUUUGCAUGUAAUUUCUCAGCUCAAAUGAUUCAUGUCACUAUAUAAAAUAUUCUGGUUGCUCGGCCAAUACCAAAGGGGUUAGGUGUUCCAGUGUGUUAGCCAUCCAGUGAUGUGGACAUGUUGCUGACAUUGUGCUUGCAUUUUUUAAAUGUAGAGCUUAAUGAUAUAAACAUUGAGAAAGUAUGGAAUCAUGGCACAAAGCUUUCUGGACAAGGCUUCAAAUGUGGGUACUGUGGGAUUACCAACAAGGGUGGUGGUGCAACCAGACUAAGAGACCAUCUUGGUGGAAUUGUAGGUGAAGUAAAAUCAUGCAACAAUGUGCCUAGAGCUGUGCGGGAUGCAGUGAGGGAGUUAUGGAGUUGUCGAUGGAGAAUUUAUGGCUCGGUCCACUGUGGCAUCAUUAAUAAUUUAGUGAUAUACUAGUAAUUUUAAAUUUGAUACAAUUCAUUGGUUUAAUUGCACCUACAUGAAGUUGACAUUUUUAUUUGUUCCAUUCUCACUUGGCAGCGAAUUGGUGGUUUCAAUUCGGAGGUGAAGUGCCUACCUUACAAAAAUAUGCUUUGCGCAUUGUUUCACAGUGUGUCUCAUCUAGUGGUUGUGAGAUGUUGUGGACACAUUCUUUGGGAAGAAAUAUCAACGCAAGAAGAAGCAAGCGGCGUCCACAACGGAUUAGCAAGAGUUUAUUUUCCUUCUUAUUAGUUUGGCUGUUUUGUCAAGGGUGUUUUAGUUAAUUGUCAUAGACUCUAUAAAUGUAAGAGCCGGCGGCUCAUUAGGGUUUUUAGGCAGAAGAUAGUUCCCGCAAGCUCAGAGCCUCCCAGGAGGGCGAGUUGGGUGAUUAUCGAUCUGUUCUUGUGCUCAGGUUUAGACUCAAUCCAUAUUAAUCCAUAACAUCUUGGUAUCAGUCUAGGGAUCUUCCUUGGCCUGGUUUCCAUCGUCACCUCCGCCACAUCCCGCUUCCCUUGCGCGCCGCCAAAACCCUACCGCCAUGGUCGACGGCGCCGAUACCGACGUCCCGGUCACGAAAGCGAUCCUGGACGAAGUGGUCGAUCGCAUCGUCAAGAUGAUCGGUGACAACGGCAAGAAGAUGGACGACGACGUGACGUCGCUCCGCCAGGAAGUCGGGCUUCUAUCGACUUCCAUCAAGAACGUCCAGACGCAAGUCCUGGCCAGCAAGGGCCGAUUCGACGCCGAUAGAUCGUCGUCAUCCGGCGACACCCCGGCCGCGCCGUCGCACAAGCUCCGAUUUCCGAAGUUCGAUGGAUCCGACGAUCCCAUCACAUGGUUGCACAAGGCCGAGCAGUUCUUCCGUGCCUACGGCACGCCGGACCACCUCAAGGUGCCAACGGCAUCGUUCUAUCUGGAGGCCGCCGCCAGCCAAUGGUAUUACAGACUCGAGAAGAACCAAGGCGCUCCAACAUGGCCGCAGUUCGUCGACGCCAUCAACAGGCGUUUCGGGCCGCCGCUUCGCAGUAAUCCACUGGGCGAGCUCACACAUCUGCGCCAUACCUCCACCGUCGAUGAAUACCAGGAGAAAUUCCUUCUCCUCCUGGCACGCUGUGAGGACGUCACGGAGGCCCAACAGAUUGCCAUCUUCACUGCUGGGUUGCAGCAACCUCUUAGCAUUGAUGUGGAGCUCCAGAAGCCAGAAACCCUGGAGGACGCCAUGGCGCUCGCCCGGGCGUACGAGCGCCGCCAAGUUCUGGGAGCCGAUGCGACUACCGGGAGCAACCGCACUCCCACGCGUUCGGCUCAACGUCCUCCGGCUUCGACCUUGCGGACGUCCCGGCAACCUGGCGCGACGGGAUUUACAUCAGCAACACCCGCCGCGCCCGCUAAACCUGCACCCCUGGGGGGCAGCCGGUUCAAACGCCUCUCACCUGAGGAGAUGGGGCAACGGCGUUUGGAGGGGUUGUGUUUCAACUGCCCGGAGAAGUUUUCCAAGGAGCAUGCGAAGCAGUGCACGGGAAAAGGCAUCUACUUCCUUGAGCUGGACACCGAGGCACUCGCAUCUGAGGACGGUGGCUCGGAUGAUGAACUGCAGAUCUCUGUGGCCGCCAUCACGGGUAUUCAGUCAAGCGCAACAUUGCAGCUGCCCACGGUGGUCUGUGAUAAGACCGCCGCUGCGUUGGUCGACUCUGGCUCCACUCACUCAUUCAUCGACGAGGCCACGGCACGCCGUCUGGGUCUGGUGCCAUCACCCCGGCCUGGUCUCUCUGUCGGUGUAGCAAAUGGGGAUCGCGUCGCAGCGUCGGGAGUGUGCAAGGCGGUGCGGUUCGUAAUUGGUACAGAGGAGUUCGUGGCCGACUUCUUCGUCAUUCCACUUGGGGGCAUCGACAUGGUCCUGGGGUGUGACUGGCUCCGCACUCUCGGUCCCAUCCUCUGGGAUUUCACCAACCUCACCAUGGUGUUCUGGUGGCACGACCGUCGCGUCCGUUGGAGUGGCAUGCGACCAACGGCGGCCAUGGUUACUGCGGGAGCUGACAAGCGCGACUAUUUGCUGGCUCUACUCGACGAGUUCGCCGACUUGUUCGCCGAGCCCAAGGGCUUACCGCCGGCGCGUUCGUUUGACCAUCGUAUUCAUCUACUUCCGGGAACACCGCCGGUGGCUGUACGUCCAUACCGGUAUGCUCAGUUGUUGAAGGAUGAGAUCGAAGCUCAAUGUCGGGCAAUGUUGGCGCAAGGCAUCAUCCGUCCAAGUACCUCGGCAUUCUCCUCGCCGGUGCUUCUCGUUCGCAAGGCUGACGGUUCCUGGAGGUUUUGUGUAGACUAUCGCGCCCUCAACAGCAAAACAGUGCGGGACAUGUUUCCCAUUCCCAUCGUCGAGGAAUUGUUGGAUGAACUCAAGGGCGCGGUGUUUUUUACUAAGUUGGACUUGCGGAGCGGCUAUCACCAAGUCCAGAUGCACCCCGAUGACAUUGCCAAGACGGCGUUCCGAACACAUCAUGGGCACUUUGAAUUCCUUGUGAUGCCGUUCGGUCUCACGAAUGCUCCAUCUACGUUCCAGGCAUUGAUGAAUGCGGUGCUACAACCUUUUCUUCGCCGGUGCGUUCUCGUGUUUUUUGAUGACAUUCUUAUAUUCAGUAAAUCUUGGUCAGAACACCUGCAGCAUGUGCGCUCGGUUUUCUUGGCGCUCCGGCAGCACGGCCUCGUGUUGAAACGUUCCAAGUGUUCUUUUGGGGAGCAGCGUGUUCAGUAUCUCGGCCAUGUCAUUGCUAAUGGAGUGGUCGCCAUGGAAUUGGAGUACUUUUGCAUUAGUUCAUACGAAGAUUAGGAACAAGCUGAGCUAUGACAAGCUUCAUAAGCUUGUUUAUGUCCAUUAUAACCUAAAGGAACGUAUCCAAGAGGAGAGUGGACAGCAGCAUAAGGAAGUUGAUCCAUGUGUCAUGAUGUUGGAUGCUGCAAUAUUUGAUGAGACAAAUCCGAUAUGGGAUUGGUUGGAUAAGUCUAUGAGUGAUGUUGGCCCCAGUUUGGAUGAUAUUUAUGCAAGUCGCCUGGAUAAAUCUGCACGUGUAAGGAAGAGGGCGAGAGUGGGGGAAGAGAUCGAGUUUCUGGACAGCGAAGAUGGACAUGAAGAAGAUGAGUUUGAGGACAUCUUAUCUGAUGGUGAUGAUGACCAUGCUGAACUCAGUUGUGAUGAUGAUGGCAUUGGUGAUGAUGGUGUGGCAAUCUCACCUAGAGUGGAAGGAAACAUAGAACCUUCAAGCGAGGGGGAUCUUAAUCCUAAUGGCCGCAGAUCUGGUAGACUCCAACAGAAGAAAAUGAGGCUCCAAACACUCUAUGAGAGAGAGUAGCGCCUCUUCUGUCAAGGUACAGUCCAGUGAUUAUGGAGCCGUUUUUUGUUGUUUGCAUGGUGGUGGUUAGACACCAUGAAACAUGAACAGUGCCAGUGGCAAUUGACAUCUGCUAACUGACGUAGUUUCUUUUGGGUGAUUGAAUUUUGUUGGUGCAUGUAUGGCUGGCUGGAUUGUAAUUAUUUUGGACUUUGUGGUCUCUGUGGUGGAGUGAAAAACUAUGCUCCUGGGGACUUGGAGUGUCUCCUAAAUGCUUGAUGUAAUUAUUUUGAACCUUGGACUAUUUGUGGUGCAUUGGGGAUAUGGACUAUGUACCAUAAAAACUUCUGAUGUUGUUAAGCACUUAGGCUCAAUUGGACUCUAAAAUGUGUUAAUUGGACUA
Molecule: messenger RNA, 6360 nt
Organism: Panicum virgatum (switchgrass)
Lineage: Eukaryota; Viridiplantae; Streptophyta; Magnoliopsida; Poales; Poaceae
Exons: 3
Coding region: 3173-5458 (761 amino acids)
Biological process (GO): proteolysis
Molecular function (GO): aspartic-type endopeptidase activity
Source: RefSeq, a predicted model, not a curated record